GGCCCGAGCAGAGGAAGGGGAGGGGGUGGGCUGGCUGGCUCGCCUGCUGCUUUCCCGCUGCCCUUUUCUGCGGGAGCGGUGCUGGGGAGUUGAGAAGAGCGUGGGGCUGCCAGGAGCGAGGGGCCCGUCUUCGCUGAGACGCUGUUGUAGCUCCAGGGCGCUUUGGUUAAGCUGACGCCAGUGAGUGCUCACAGUGCAGAUACUGCAAGCUUUUUGAAAACUAUAUAUGCUUCAUAGAAAAUCUGCAGCAGCUAUGAAGCAAAUUAAAACCUGGUGAAGGUUUUAAAGCACCUCGUAGCUGCUGCCUUUCAUGCAAGCACUUCUGAAUUGCUUUAGAGAAAACUCUUAAGCCUGCUUGCCUUAAUGAGUAAAGGUCAGCCUGCAACUUUGGAUUCUUCAUAUAGAUAAGAGUUGGCAAGACAAACUUCCUCUGAUCCUGGAUAUGAUAAAGGUUAAUACAGUUAGAUGCAAGUCAAAUAGGAGAGGUUACAAGUAAUAUAAGUUGUCUUACUAUAAGUAGAAAGCCAAUGGCAAUCUUACUCAGACUUGGUCGCUGUAACAGAAGGCCUGGCUGUAAGAUGGAGCUGCCUGGCCUUGCUUUUGCUGUUUGGAUGUUUAUUUGCUUCUAUGCAUCUGUGGAUAGCUAUCCAAGUGGAAAAUUAAGAGAAGCCUGCAUUAGCAUGAUACCCUGUCAUGGUAGCUCUCCACAACUGUCACCUGUGCACACCAUUACAGUGAAUGGGACUGAAUUUAAACCAGGGGACAACAUAGAAGUUCAUCUGUCUGGACCAGAUUUUGAAGGGUUUUUCAUACAAGCCCGGGAUGCAGAACACCUGGAUAGCCCUGCAGUUGGUUCUUUCAUGUUAGUUGACCGGAAACUUUCUCAGCUUCUGACGUGUGGCCGUAUCAAGAAUUCAGCUGUCAGUCACACAAGUAAAGCAAAAAAGAAAUACAUAAAAGUUUAUUGGAUUGCUCCUGGAGAUGCACCAAAACGUGUACAGUUUCUAGCCACAGUUGUGAAGAAAUACAAGACUUUCUGGGUGAAGAUUCCUGGUCCCAUUGUUUCUCAGCCUAAUGCACUGUCCCCAACAACACCCUUGCAUGCAACAUCAGAGGCUAUAUCAACUUCACACUCGGUUUCCUACUUAUCAAAGCCAUUUAAUGCAUCAGGUUGUGGAAGUAUGAAGUUCUGCAUUAGGAACCCUUCAAACUGUGAUCCUGAAAAUGCUUCCUGUUUUUUUCUAUCCUUCCAAGAAGAGAAGAGUUCAGUAUUUAUUGAAAUGAGUGGUCCAAGUGAAGGCUAUUUAGCAUUUGCAUUGUCCCAUGACCAGUGGAUGGGUGGUGAUGACGCGUAUCUGUGUGUUAAGGAGGACCACCAUGUUCAUGUAAGCACUGCCUAUCUGAAGGGGCGAAGUCCUCCUGUUUUGGAUUCAGAGAAUGUGCUUGAAGAUGUGUCAUGGAGGCUUGUGGAUGGUAUUCUUCAAUGUUCCUUCGGAAGGAGUAUUAGUCUUCCUGCUUACAAAGGGAGGUUUAAUCUGAAUGCCAGUUACUACAUCUUUCUGGCAGAUGGGGAAGCUAGUGAAGGUGGACUAAUAUACAAACAUCGUCAUCAGCCUCUGAUCACCAAUGGAAUAUACAACGUCACAGGCCUUCCUCAGGAUAUUGGAGGUUCCAGGUCCCCGCAACUUAUCAAGGCUCAUGGAGCGCUAAUGUUUGUUGCUUGGAUUACCACAGUUAGUAUUGGUGUUAUUGUUGCACGAUUCUUCAAACCUGUCUGGUCUCAUUCAUUCCUGUUUGGAAAGGAGAUGUGGUUUCAGGUGCAUCGUAUGCUCAUGUUGACCACAGUCAUGCUUACAAGCAUUUCUUUUGUGUUGCCUUUUAUAUACCGAGGAGGCUGGAGCCAACAAGCAGGUUUUCAUCCCUAUCUCGGCUGUACCAUGAUGGCUCUGACAAUCUUUCAACCACUUAUGGCAGGUUUCAGACCAUCUCGUCAUGCACCAAGGAGGCAAUUGUUUAACUGGUUUCACUGGAGUACUGGUACAACAGCUAGAAUACUAGCCGUGGUGACUAUGUUCUUGGGAAUGGAUCUACCAGCACUUGACCUGCCAGACCCAUGGGACACAUAUACAAUGAUUGGUUUUGUAGCUUGGCAUGUCGGUAUUGAGAUUCUUCUGGAAAUACACAGCUACUGUCUCGUACGUAAAGUUGAAGUGAUAGAGGAUGACAGAGUACAGAUACUGCAGUCACUCACAUCUGCAGAAGCAGAGGGUCGUCUGUUCAAACAGGUUGUGUUAACCAUCUAUGUCUGUGGAAAUAUAGUAUUCCUCAUUGCCUUCCUGGCAGCAAUCAACCACAUAUGAAAUAAGUCAUUGAGAACUUUGUGAUGAAAUAUUGUGCAGUUGAAAGACCUGCAAGGAAUGCUUUCUAUUACAACUUUUCUGUCAACACCUCCCUGAAGAUGUAACUGAAGAGUAAUAGCACAUGUGCAUCAUGCUUGGUGUUAGGGAGAACUUGAAUUCAAAUCAAUAGAAGGAUGCUGCAGUUCUGCAAAAGCUGCCUUCUGAUGGGACUUUUAAUGAGAGUCUUUGCCUGAAUAAGGAAUGAAGUCUCUAUUUUUUAAGUGCAGUAAUUAACUUGAUUGAAGCUUACAGGUUAAGAAGACUGAGAAGAUGUGCUGAAAAUGCUGUUUUGAUAGUCAGUUCCCUAAACCUUUUGUGAAUAUUAUUGGGAAAACUGGAAAGAUUGAUCCGGAAUCCAUCAUAUCUGUUCACUUUACUGUGUUCUAAUGGCAUGUGAUGUGACAACUUCCUGCUCAUGACAGUUUUGUGCAUU
Molecule: messenger RNA, 2832 nt
Organism: Haliaeetus leucocephalus (bald eagle)
Lineage: Eukaryota; Metazoa; Chordata; Aves; Accipitriformes; Accipitridae
Gene: FRRS1
Product: ferric-chelate reductase 1
Exons: 18
Coding region: 528-2360 (610 amino acids)
Molecular function (GO): oxidoreductase activity, acting on metal ions
Source: RefSeq, a predicted model, not a curated record